Messenger RNA from Moneuplotes crassus, 1053 nucleotides. The record is from the annotation of a GenBank genome assembly. NCBI's taxonomy places the organism in Eukaryota, Ciliophora, Spirotrichea, Euplotida, Euplotidae.
AUAAUGACAGCCCCAAAGACGAAGCUGGGCAAAACAUUUGAAAGACUUUACAAAUAUACUGAGGGCAAGCAUAAUAAGUUCUUGCAAAAGCACCAAGAAAUGAAGGACAUGAUCGAGAAUAGGGAGUUCCUUGGAGCAGACAAGUAUGGAAACCAAUACUUCCAAUAUUUCAAUUAUCAUGGCCUCCCUACAAGAAGACGGGUUUAUUACAAAUUCCAUAGCGGAAAUAGAUUCCAUGUUGAUGUCCACUUUAUUGACUGGCUUUACAGAAGGAAGGCUUUACCUCCAAAUAAAUAUGAAUUAGAACAACUAUACUUAGAAGAUGAGGAGAGAGCUGUUAAAGCAAUAGAAUGGGAUCGAAUGGAAGACAGAAAGCAGAUAAAAUAUCGUAAUAAACUAGAAGCACAAAAGCAACUUGGAAUGACACCACAACAGAUGCAAUUACAAACUCUUGAACAACAAAAUAGCAAAGAUGAGAUCACAAUCGAGGAAUUCGAGCCUAUUCCUUGGGAAGUAGUCAAACAGACUAGAACUGAAUUAAAGAAAUAUCUCCCUCCUGAGGAUCACAAGCAGCAACUCAUUGCAGUAGAGGAAGGAAUAUUGGAAGAGCAUGAUAAAUAUCAAAAAUAUUUAGAAGGAAAAGGUAAAGACUUUGAUAACAUUGCAUUUACCAAAAUGGCUAUGCAAGUGUAUGGAGUCCGAAAACAUUAUGAAGAUUUACAGAAAUUUGGAUAUAUUAAAGAAGAUGUAACUGAUCCUUCACAACCAAUCUCAGUCCGCGAAGCUCGUAAAAAGUUUCCAAAAUAUGCUAAAGAAUACAUGGAUAGACCCAGAGAAAGGAUGGAAAAACACAAAAAGAAAAUACAACAACAGAUUGAUAAAGUCAAGCAAAAUGAAGAAAAAUAUAGAAGAUACUAUAAUUUCAAACAAAAAUUUAGAGAUGUCUUCGAUGAGCUUGAAGAAAUUAAACAGGACAAGGAUUCUGAGGAAAUUGAUGAUAUUGAAAUGACUCUUAUUGGCAUGGAUGAGGGUCCAGACAAAAGAAUCGUAUAA